GGCCUAUAAAACGCACUGGCACCUCCUGAGUAAGGAGGAGGGCGUAUGCCUGAGGACUCGGUUCCAAUUUAUUAACUUUCUAUUUCCAAGAAAAAACAAUCACGGCAACAAGCCAGCUACCAUGAAGGCCGCACUCCUUUUCCUCGCCACCAUCGCCGGCGUAAACUCGGCAGCCUUGGCCCCUCGCCAGCAGCAAUCUCUCUGCGAGCUGUACGCCUACUGGUCCGGCAACGGCUACGAGCUGCUCAACAACCUCUGGGGACAAGACACGGCGACCUCGGGGUCUCAGUGCACAUACUUGGACGGCGCGUCCAGCGAGGGCGUGCAGUGGCACACGACCUGGACAUGGGAGGGGGGAGAGAACAACGUGAAGAGCUACCCCUAUGCCGGUCGGCAGGUGCCCAAGGGCAGGAAGAUUGCCGACAUCACCAGCAUGCCGACUUCGAUCAAGUGGGACUACGACAACGAGGACAUCCGCGCUAAUGUCGCCUACGAUGUCUUCACUGCCGAGGACCCCGACCAUGUGAACAGCAGUGGCGAUUAUGAGCUUAUGGUCUGGCUGGCAAGAUAUGGCAAUGUCUACCCCAUCGGGUCCUCUGUUGGCUCAGUCACCAUUGCUGGCAAGACCUGGGACCUGUGGACCGGAUUCAACGGUGACAUGAGGGUCUACAGCUUUGUGCCGCCGUCGGGGACCGUCAAGGAGUUCAGCGCCGACCUCAAGGAGUUCUACGCUCACCUGGAGCAGAACUACCAGUUCCCGUCCAGCACCCAGAAUGUGAUCGUCUAUCAAGUCGGCUCUGAGGCCUUUACCGGAGGCCCAGCAACCUUCACUGUUUCCCAGUUCUCUGCCGAAGCUAUCUAAGGGGCUAUCUCCGCGUCCUCGUUAAGAGCACAUCGAAAGACGAGGGUUUGCUAGGUACUCGGGCGAAUUCCCAUAUUAGCCUCGGGCCGGAUUGACACGAACUCUGCAUCUCUGCAUCCCGUCUCCUUUGCAUCACAGACCCCGCACCUGGGAGUGCCCGCGGGAGUGCGGGCACUCGUAUAA
This is a messenger RNA of Chaetomium fimeti, 1045 nucleotides long. RefSeq names its product concanavalin A-like lectin/glucanase domain-containing protein. The transcript is spliced from 3 exons. Gene Ontology annotation, biological process: polysaccharide catabolic process. NCBI's taxonomy places the organism in Eukaryota, Fungi, Ascomycota, Sordariomycetes, Sordariales, Chaetomiaceae. The record is from RefSeq and is a predicted model, not a curated record. Gene Ontology annotation, molecular function: cellulase activity. The coding region runs from base 122 to 862 and encodes 246 amino acids.